Polypterus senegalus (gray bichir) is the source of this 8588-nucleotide messenger RNA. Its product is annotated as homeobox and leucine zipper protein Homez-like. Gene Ontology annotation, biological process: regulation of transcription by RNA polymerase II. The record is from RefSeq and is a predicted model, not a curated record. Lineage: Eukaryota; Metazoa; Chordata; Cladistia; Polypteriformes; Polypteridae. The transcript has 4 exons. Gene Ontology annotation, molecular function: DNA-binding transcription factor activity, RNA polymerase II-specific; DNA binding. Gene Ontology annotation, cellular component: nucleus. Bases 588 to 2768 code for a protein of 726 amino acids.
UGGUCACGCCCCCUCCCCUGGGUCCGCUUCCUUCUGUGUUCCCUUCCCACGAUUUCCAAAACCGAGUCAUUUCCUAGCACGCAGGAUCGUCCUCAAGCUUGCGACACAAAGGAAAAGCUUGUUGAAUCCAACAGUCAAGAUUCGCUGAUUCUUGGAACCCAGGAGGCCUUUACUUGCUUUGAAGUCAAUGAACACUUAAAUUAAUCUUUAUGUUUUGGUUCUGGAUAUCAAACCACUGUCAGAGAGGCUGAAGGCUGUUGCAAGUUCACACAGUUGUGGAAACAUCUUUGUUUAUCUUUAAGAAGGAAGACAAGAUUAGGCUUUAUCCAAGGACAUCUUGGUGCAGAACUUUUCCUCACCAGGCUGAGAAGCUCGGAAUGGGGGUUUCCGGCAGAAAGCAACACUGAAAUCCUUAAUGAAAGAAAAACCAUUUUGAAAUCACAAUUUGCAGCGACUUUGCUGCUGAAAGACUGGAUGUCUGGUUUAUUAUCAGUUGAAAUCAUCGUGGAGAUAAACCCAAAAAGAUAAUUUGACUACAAGUCAGUGGAUGUGAGCGAGAGGCAAGAACUACUUGAAGGAAGUAGAGUAUGACGGCUAAGGGUGAACCUGUCCUUUCUCAGCAAGCAGAGCCCUACUUUAUGGCUGAAGUUAGUCCAGCUAAACAGAUUCCUGAUGGAAAAGUUAACCUCAAUGAUACUAAUUCCUUGUGUGAAAGUAAUUCAGAUGUUGAGGUUGUGGAAGACUCUGACAGGCAAACUGACUACAACUGUCAUUUAUGUGACUAUGAAACAAAGGAUUUUAAGUGCUUCAGUGACCAUCAACACAGUGCUCAUCUAGUAGAUAAUGUCAAGAGAACAGAUAGCGAUUUGGAGUUGGACGGUAAACGGUUUGUCAGUGAAGAGCAUGUUCAGAAUGGUGAGCCAGGUAUGCAGCAUGUUAAGGCUGGACCUGAGAAAUCUGUAAAAGAAUUGAGCAGUAGUUCAUGCAACAGGGAAAUGUUUCAAAGUCAGAUUUCCCCCAAGGCAGAUUCACAAAAAGAAGGCACUUCCAAAUCUGGGGCAAACUUCAGUACCAACCAUAAUUCUGUGGUCUGUCUCCCCUUGGUUUCAGAAGGGCUGAAACUAGUAUGGACUCAGUCAGACCAAACCAGUGAGUUAGACAGCAAUGAGUAUCUUAAGGAAGCCUUUAACAAGUUCCCUUAUCCAUCAGCUUCAGAAAUUUCACUCUUGUGUUUGAGAGCCAAACUACCACUUGACAAAGUUAAAGUCUGGUUUAUGGUGCAGCGCAUAAAAUAUGGAAUCAGUUGGUCCUCAGAGGAGAUUGAGGAAACACGUCUUAAACUCCGCCAGAAAAUGGACUCUGCAGAACAGCAAGAAGAGCUAAAUGGCACUGGAACUACCCCAGAGGAAUCCGCUUUGAAUAAGAUGAGUUACAUAAAAUCUGAAAGUGAUCCUGAGGAAUUUGCAGAAGUCCCAAUUAAGAGGCCAAGGAAUCAGGGAAGAAAAAGAAUGGAGGGUCAAUUUGAAGCAGAUGCAGAGGAUAUAAUGGUCGAUAUGCCUUGCAGCAGCAGUAAUUCUGGCGUAUUUAACCUGACUCCAGGCCGUUACAAAAAGUCCAAAGCUCAACUGGCCACUCUCCGCGCUAGUUUUAGCAGACAACACUUUCCUAAUGAAGCAGAGCUGCGUCGUCUUCAACAACAGACUGGAUUGUCACGCAAUGAUAUUCGUAAAUGGUUUAGUGACAGUCGGUACCAAAUGAGAAACUCUGGUAGACUAUUUGGUGGUGGUAAUACAGGAGGAGGAUCAAGUGGUGCAGGCAGCAGCAGUGGCACGAACAGUUCGUUCUUUGAAUCCUUUUUAAGCCGCAGUCUGGAAGCAAGUGGUUACACAGCAACUUCACUAAACAGCAGUGAAGGGCCUUCAGAAUUCUCGGAGGUCCAUGAAGAAAGCAUUGAGAACAGUGAUGUUGUGCUUUUAGAUGAUGAAGAUGAAGAGGGAAAUGAAGAAAAGAUGUUACAUAAGGAAGAGGAUUUAGAGCUUCAAUCAGAUGAAACGGAACCAAUGCUUUUUAUCAAUUCUAAAGGGGAGGCAGAAUAUGACAAGCCACAUCAUACUACAUCCACAUUGAGAAAAGGUAAAAAGAACUCCUCCACACCUCCGCUUGCUUUAUCUAAAAACUCGCACGAACUUCCUGGUACCCAAGGGAAUCAAUCUGUUCUUACCCCCAGUGGCCGUCCCAGGAAGACUAAGGAACAACUUAAUAUUCUCAAGUCAUUUUUCUUGCAAUGCCAAUGGCCAAAGAGUGCAGACUAUACUCGGUUGGUACAGCAGACAGGUCUGCCAAGGCCCGAUGUAAUCCAGUGGUUUGGCGAUACACGCUAUGCAGUAAAGAAUGGCCAACUACGUUGGGUGAGGGGAUCAGGAGUUGGAACUGACAUUGCAACGGAGAUAAAGCAACAACAGAACCAACAUUCACCAUAUCUAGCACGUUCACGACGCAGAGAUAACAGCUCAGGAUCUGGCAGGGGCAAAGUUGUUGUUGAUGACGACGAUGAUGAUGAUUAUGGUGGGCUUUUAAAUGCCAAUUCAGGGACUGAUAUUCGUCCCUUAGAGAAGUAUUUGAGAACAACUGGGUAUCUUCAAGAAAAGGAUUUGGACCAACUUUGCAAGAAAUCUCACAUGACCUACCAACAGGUACGGGACUGGUUUCUUUGCCAACAACAGGGAAUGGCUGAGGUGGAGGUUGAUAUUAGCGAUGGAGAUGAGUGAAACCAUGCAGGACUGGAAUCUACAGAAAUCAAGAUGUGAUUUUUACAAGUUGAUCAAAUGAAAAUGGGACAGCUUUCCUGUGUAUAUUUGUAUUAUUUGCCACAAACGCGGUUUUGAAUAAUCUAGUCUACAAAGAUUAACGAAAACAAAGGGUAGACUAAUUUUAUUUUUUCCUUGGAUAUAUAUUAGGUUUGCCUCCUUUUUAAAGAAAAAAAUGUUUCAUUUGUUUUUUAUUAAAUCUAUUAAUAGAUAAUUUAAUACAGAAGGUAAUGUACGUAGUAAUAAAUGGGAAGAAAAGCAAAGUGGGCAAAGAAUCUAAAACUGAAGGUUUUUGAGGGAGGGUUUUUAUUUAUUUUUUUGUCUGUUUUCAUUUUGAAUUUAAAGUAAUGUUUGCAGGGUUAAAACUUUCCUCAGUUUAUUUGUUAAAUGCUGUAGGUAUAGUGUAAACGUAGUACUUAAAGUGACAGCUGUCCAACAAGACAGGGUCAGAAAUGAUCUGGAGCAGACUAGGUGGUAGUGGCUUACAAAAUAAGGUGAACAUUUGCAUGUUUUCUCAGUUACAUGUCUAAUCUUAAAGUCAUUUAAGGUUGAUGUCAGUGUUACAUUGCAGUAAUCUGACUUACAGCUGCUACCUUGAUCUUCAGAGGGGGUAAUUUCAGUCUGGAAUAUGCUAGCAGAUGUAGGUGCAAUCACUCUUAAAAUUGAGCUUGUUUGCUUAGUAAGAAUGGCACAUUGUUGAGAUUGUAGAGAAUAACAACCAGCUGUCUGUCUUGAAAUGGACAGAAACCUGCAUUGUAUCUCUUAAUGUACAAACUUUUCCAUUUUAUACAUAGUGUAUAUAGAAAUGUCUUGGAUAUUGUUGUCAACUUGCCACCACAAUUUUUAACAGAAAAAAAUACGUAUUGAGGGCAGCAGUGCUUAUUUAGAGUGGGAUUGUAUAAGUUGUAUGAUCCUCAUACACACUCAAAUGUGGAAAAGUAAUUCUGAUCAGCAUACCUUCUAAAGCUAAUGUGCCAGGCUCUACAGAAAACAAAAUACAAUUCUAGAAAGUUUGUCUUAUUCACACAGAUGAUCCCUGUACUUCACCAAACGUUUUCUAAUGCAGUAGACGUAUGUUUUCAAAGUAGAAUGAAGGGAGUGUGUGCUCUUCACAGUUGGUUCAAAAUUACUAGUUUUCGAUAUGCUCUCUUUUAUUUCUUGUAUAUUUAAUUCUAGGCAAAAAAAUAGAAAAUAGAGAAAGUGUACGCCAAUAUUCAUUAUAAUCUUUCCUCAGGUUGAAAUAGAUAUUAAAAUACAUGCUGGUUUGGAAUGAAUAUUGGUUUACCUACAUUUUAUUUGUAAUAUAUUUGAAUUUUGUAAUAAUAUAAAGGGGUUGGUAUUGCUCAGAUUGAUUAACCCACUUUGCCCAGUUUUUCAGCAAAUCCUGGGUGUGUUUUAUUUUUUUAAACAUUUUAUGUAGUUCUAGUUCUGCUUCGCAAAUUAAAACAUUACACCUUUCGCUAACUAAACAUUUCAAGUUCUUUCGGUUUAUUGCAACAUAUUUAAAAAAAAUUGAAAAAUGUAAACUUGAUAUUGUUGGCUCUGAGUAAAAUCAAAAACAACCAGAAACACAAUGCCCAUUCAUGGUUUUAAGAGCACAGACCUCAGGUUUACUGAUACCCACGUUUUGGAGUCCCCCUCAGGAUACAAGGAUGUACAGAUCCCUGUUAACAAUUUACAGAAAGCAAAAUUAAUUUUUAUUUAUUUUUUUAUUCCUAGAGCCGAGUUAGUCACAGAGCUGUUUAGUGUAUUAUGCCUUUUUGAUUUUUAGUAAUACACGAUCCAUGUUCUUGAUAGUUGAAAAUUAUAUACAUUUUUUCCAUUAUAAUUGGAACCUUGAAAGUAAAAUUUAUGCUGUUGUACUUCUGGAGAAUGGUUUUACUAAAUCACUUAUAGGUCACCUUAAAUUGCUUGCUGGGAGCAUUCAUUAAUUCACAGUUUUGUUCAAUUAAGGAGAGAGUUGUCCUCUGUCAAUAGUUUUACAGUAGUACUCAGUGAUUUAGUAAGAUUACUAAAAGUAUUGUUCUUAACAAAGAACAAUAACAUUUCAUAACACAUUUCUAGGAAUGAUAAAUGUAAUCUUUUGAAAUUUUGUUCGGCAUAACUGAUCUAUAUUAAGACCACAUACUUCAGACUGUUUUAAGAACUCAUUCUUAAAUCUGUGCUUAAUGAAAUGGAUUUUCUGCUUGUAAUAGGUGAUCUUAUCUAUGACCUAUCUGUCCUAGAGCUUUUCCAUUUUCUGACACCUAUAAUGAUGAAUCGUUUGUGUUAAAAACUUGAUGCUGCUUUUUGCCUCCUGCUCCAACUCCACCACUCUAACUUCAUCCUCUGUUACACAUUUUCAUGGCCCCUUCCUUAUGUGAUGUUAGGUUUAAAGAUUUCCCAGUUUAAUUAUAGUAGAAAUUUAAUACUGCAAACAAAAUAGUGCGGUAAUUAAAGUAGAUACAUUUUUUUCAGAGUAGUUGUGUUUCAUCAUUGAAAACUAUCUGCUUUUAGAAAAUAAUAAUUUCUUAUGAUGGUGAUUAAGACUCAUUUGUUAACAUUUUCAAGACACCCAAAUCUUCCAAAAAAUAAUUUUAAGAAUCUGAUUUACCAUACUGGCACACUGCUGUACAUUAUUGCUAUAAUGCAUGCCUACAUUUAAAUCAAGUCUACUCCAGGCUCCAAUUAAUAACUGUAAAUUUGUCAUGUUACCCUUUGACUUUAUAUAAAUGAGGUUUGGGGUGGUAGUGGUGGUUAAAAUUAACAAUGCCUACUGCAUCCAGAAUAAGCAAUUUCUUUUACGAAUGGGAGAAACAGUGCAGCUCUCAAAAUGGACUUUGUGAACCUCAAUGAUCUGUGGAGCAGCUAUACCACACUGCUUACUGAAAUGAAUUUUACAAGCAUUUUAUCUGUUUUGUCAACUUGCAUAUAGGAUUAGCUCAAGGUGUUUUAUAUUUUAACUUUUAAAUAUUUUUCUACUCUAAAAAAAGUGGCACUUCCUUUAAUCUCUAUUCAGUGUUCAAAAUGAUUUUGGCUAAUUGUUUGUUGAUAUACUGAUAGUGCACAAUAUUUUACUUGUAUUUUUUAUAAAAAAAAAAAUAAACUGAAAAAGCUGUAGCUGACACCAAAGCAAUUCUCUGUUUUUAUACAAGUUGAAGCUGCCUUUUGUUCUAAUUUCUGUACUAAUGUAUGUUAUACCUACUGUUCAAUAAUUUAUUUACAGUCUUGUGUAGUUUGCAGUAUUGCUUUGAAUGCAGUGAAGAGAUUUAUUAUUUAUUAAGCAAAAUAUGUCAUUUAAUCUGAAUACUGGAAGCCUAUUGCUUGUUUGUCUGCUUUAGAUAUCAGUAGUUAGGCUAUUUCACAGACAAUUUACAAAACCUGGUUUCUCGUGACUUGUACAAAAAUUCAUUCAUUCAACAAUGAUCCAUUUUAGGAGUCCAGGCAUGUUUUCAGUAUUUUACAGCUGUGAAGCGCUGCUUUAGAUUGAUUGAGGAAUGAGCAGUGCUAGUGCAUUUUAGCAUUACCAGUUUUACAGUGAAGUACACUGGGCUGAUUAAAAUGGGGGAAAAUAGUAUGCUAUAGCUUGUUUAUUUGUUGAUUGAUAAUUACUUUUUAUAUACCCUGUCAAGCUGGAAAGGAAAAAGUUGUGAUGAGAACAGACCAUUUAGCCCAAAAGUCAGUUGUUCGUUUGAGACAUACUGUAGAAUAUAAAGACGAGAAAUGAACAAUUGUACAGUUGAAUAAUUAUAGUGGACUGAUGCAUGAAUGGUAAAUAGAAAUUUUCAUUUAUCAAAAAUUAGCAAGUGAGUUAAGCAAGAAAAAUUUAUUUUUAAAAAGUAAUUAUCAUCCUUCAAAUAUUUAAAAGUUGAAUUAUAUUAGAAUGUAAAUCGACCUUCCAAAUCUAUCCCUACACCAUUAUUAUAAGUACAGUUCACUGUAAAUGCAUAAUGUUCUACAGGGAACAGUGAUGACUGUGCAGUUAUGUGAUUAAGUUUGUCCUAAUGUGGAAUUGGGUCAUAAAUGCCCAUCACACAAAAUCAUACAAUCUUACUAUAUUUUGAUACAGUCUACCUGCUGCUAACAAGUAUCAGAAGUAGCUGGUUAUCGUAGGUUGUUUAUCGCAUAAGAAUGUUUUCUAGAUAAAGGGUACUGAUUGUCAUCUGCUGCAAAGCAGAACUGUGAUUCUUUGCUGCAAAUUAAACUGUGAUAGCCUGGCAAAUAAAUCUCAACACCAUUUCAUGUGUAGCUUAACAUAACAAGCAAGAAGACAAUGGUAGAUGUCAUUCUGGUUACCAUAAAUGAAGUCAAAAAAGGACACAAUGGUAGAUGUCAUAAUGGAGUCCUCUUUUUCUGUGGUCCUAGGUAUUCAUUGAUUAUCUACAUUUUGGAAUGCAUUGGUGUAGGCCAACUGUACAACCCUCCAAUCUUCCAGUGAAGGUAUUUCUCUGGACCUUUAAUAUUCUUCCUGGUGAGAUUAUAUAUAUAUAUAUAUAUAUAUAUAUAUAUAUAUAUAUAUAUAUAUAUAUAUAUACACACACACAAACUGUAUAUAUAAAAAAUAUGGACAGCAUAUUCAUGCUAAGAAAGGGAUGAAGCUGGACAAUAAUACAAAGAAUGGUUGGUAUUUUAUUUCUGUCAUUAAGCAAAAUUGUUUAGUUCCUCCUUAAGUAACCCCUCAUGUGUUGUAGGACUGGUAGAAAUGAAACAAAUUACGAGGAUCCCUUCAUUUAUUAAAAAUGUAUGUAGCUAUAUAUAUUGAUAUUCAAAUUAUAUUCUAUUUGUAAUCAAGUAAUUUUCACUAUCCAUAUUUCAUUAAUUAUACCACAUUUUAGACAAAGGGCUUUUUUAUAUGAACUGUAAAAAAGUGUAAAUAGGAUUGGCUUUGGCACUUUAAGACAAAAAACUUUAUUCUUUGUAAAUUUUGAUUAUGAACCUCCGUAUCUUGGUAUGAUUUUCUUUUGUAUGUGACAUUUUUUUAUACCUUUCUUCCCACUUCAACAUGUUGAAGUCUUGCUUCCCUCCUGCCAUUAGAAAAACUCCUUUGUAGUUUUUAUAUCAAAUUGCUGUCUUCCAAGCAGUGUUGUGUAAAGUCAUGACUAGCAGUUGGAUAGUUAAAUUUAUAUGAAGUGCAAGGUGACCAACUAACAAUUACAUUUGGUGUCGAGUUUUGAAUUAUUUUCAGAUUAUUAGUAGAAAUAAUUCUACUUAUUGCUGCAAUAGUGCUCUGUGCUUACCAGUUUAACAGUGGUGAUUUGAUAAUGAUAACCAUGCAAUUCAAAUGCGAUGCUGGAAAUAUUCUGUGCUGACAGAAACCGCACAUGUGCAGGUCAAACAUCAUGUUUUUUUUAUCCAGCUGAUGCGACCAUUCAAGCAAGUUCUUUCUAAAAGUAUAAUAUACAAAGAUUUAAACAUUUCAGAUUUAGGUUCUGAAAUUCACAAUUCAUAUUAAUUGGAGAUAAAAUAUUUACAAUAUAACAAAAAUAUCCCAUAAAUUAGACAUUUUGUAGCCAUGUAGCAAAUAAAAUUUUGAUACUGAGUUUUAUUUGUUUGUGUAUGACUUGGUGUAUUCAUUGUUUCUAUAAAAUGCAAUAAAUUUGCACUGUUUUGUUUCUACUCAAUUACAACUAUGUUUAUAAAAAUAAAAUCAUUUCAGGAAUUGUAUUUUGAUUUUGGAAAUAUGGUUUUAAAGGCUGUUGCGCUAAAUAAUAAUACAGGUGUGUCCUUUUUCUGUACCAUGAGCCAUUUUAAAAUAAAUCCUCUGUAUAAAUGAUAUAAUUUAAUACAGAUUUUUAUACAUUU